AUGAGCGCAGAGCGCAAUCCCAGCACCGCAUCUGGCAUGCAUCGCAAAUCCGUCGCCGAAGAACCAGUGACCUCUGUCCUCUCCGCUGGUGAAAUACCCAUCUACGACAGGGAAUUGACUGCCGAUGAAGAAGUCCUCGCUGCUCUGGGUUACAAACCCGAGUUCAAACGUGAAUUCUCUCUCUGGACGUCCUUUUGUGUAUCCUUCGCCGUGCUUGGACUACUCCCUUCCUUCGCAUCGACUUUGUCUUAUGGCAUGGGUUACGCAGGUACACCCGGUAUGGUUUGGGGAUGGUUGAUCGCAAUGGGGUUCAUUCAAUGUAUCGCCAUGGGCAUGGCCGAACUAUGUUCGUCCAUGCCGACAUCUGGUGGAUUAUACUAUGCCUCAGCAGUGCUCGCACCAUCGGGCUACGGUCCUUUAGCAUCCUGGAUAACAGGCUGGUCGAACUGGCUCGCCCAAGUCACAGGCGCGCCGUCAGUCGACUACGCACUCGCGUCCAUGAUCCUCGCGGCCGGAUCCAUCAACGACCCGUCCUACGUGCCGUCCAACUAUCAAGUUUUUCUUCUUUCGACGCUCCUCAUGAUCAUCCACGCCAUGAUUUCGUCCAUGCCGACGCGGUGGAUCGCCACGUUCAACUCGUACGGGAGCACGUUCAACAUCAUCGCCCUGAUUAUUGUCAUCAUCACCAUCCCCGCAGCCACGACUCGACCGGACCAGGGUCUCCCUCGCUUCACCAAGAGCAGCACGGUCUGGGGCAACUUCCACGUGGGCACCGACUUCCCCAACGGCGUCGCGAUCCUCAUGUCCUUCAUCGCCGUCAUCUGGACCAUGUCUGGCUACGAUGCGCCAUUCCACCUGGCCGAGGAGUGCAGCAACGCCAACAUCGCCAGCCCUCGCGCUAUCGUCAUGACCUCGGCCUUUGGCGGGCUGAUGGGCUGGUUCCUCCAACUCGUCGUCGCCUACACCGUCAUCGACAUUGACGCCGUCCUGGGCUCGGACCUGGGUCAACCCUGGGCGUCUUACCUGAUCGAGAUCCUACCCCAAAAGACGGCCAUGGCCAUGCUCGCCCUGACCAUCGUCUGCGGCUUCUCCAUGGGCCAGGGGUGCAUGAUCGCCGCGUCUCGUGUCACCUUCGCCUACGCCCGAGACGGCUGCUUCCCCGGCUCUCGCUGGUGGAAGCAAGUCAACCCUUACACCAAGACGCCCGUGAACGCGGUGUGGUUCAACUGCGCCAUCGGCAUCUGUUGCACCUUGCUCCUGUUCGGCGGCACGGCCUCCAUCGGGGCCAUCUUCAGCGUCGGUGCCAUCGGUGCCUUUGUCGCCUUCACCAUCCCCAUCACCAUCCGGACCUUUUUCGUCGGCAACCGAUUCCGCCGGGGGCCCUGGCACCUGGGCAAGUACUCUUACCCGAUCGGUGUGUUGUCAACCUGCUUCACCGCCCUCAUGAUCCCGAUCCUGUGUCUGCCCAGCCUGACGGGUUCCGACCUCGACGCCUCGGGCAUGAACUGGACCUGUCUGGUCUGGGGUGGCCCCAUGCUCUUGGCCCUGGUCUGGUGGGUCGUCGACGCCCACAAGUGGUUCACGGGCCCCAAGGUCAACAUCGCCCACCAGAUGUUGGGCCGGGAAGGGAACGUCCUCGAGGGCAAGGAGGAUGGCGGUGCUGCCGGCUCCGAGUCGGACAUGCUCGCCGCUUCGAGCACCAAGGGCCCCGACAAGGCCGUGGAGGUGUAG
Messenger RNA from Exophiala oligosperma, 1731 nucleotides. RefSeq lists its product as uncharacterized. Gene Ontology annotation, molecular function: transmembrane transporter activity. Lineage: Eukaryota; Fungi; Ascomycota; Eurotiomycetes; Chaetothyriales; Herpotrichiellaceae. The record is from RefSeq and is a predicted model, not a curated record. Gene Ontology annotation, cellular component: membrane. Gene Ontology annotation, biological process: transmembrane transport. Bases 1 to 1731 code for a protein of 576 amino acids. The transcript has 3 exons.